Elgaria multicarinata webbii is the source of this 2694-nucleotide messenger RNA. RefSeq names its product vomeronasal type-2 receptor 26-like. NCBI's taxonomy places the organism in Eukaryota, Metazoa, Chordata, Lepidosauria, Squamata, Anguidae. Gene Ontology annotation, molecular function: G protein-coupled receptor activity. Gene Ontology annotation, biological process: G protein-coupled receptor signaling pathway. Gene Ontology annotation, cellular component: plasma membrane. The transcript is spliced from 8 exons. The record is from RefSeq and is a predicted model, not a curated record. The coding region runs from base 1 to 2694 and encodes 897 amino acids.
AUGAUAAAAUGCAGCAUUCAGGAUCCUCACUCUCCACUUCACAGGUAUCAUCAGCCAGGAGACAUCAUUAUUGGUGGUGUUGUAUUUCAGGGUGUCUUCAUCUCCAGCCCAACAUCCUUCACAGAAGAACCCCCACCAGACUUGCUGGAAGACCUUGUCAUUGUGCCUAAGGAUUACCAGCAUCUCCUGGCCUUUGCAUUUGCCAUAAAAGAGAUCAAUGAAAACUCUAAGAUAUUGCCAAACCUCACCUUGGGCUUCCGUAUCUAUGACAGCAAUAACAAUGCAAGAAGAACCUAUCAUGCAACCAUGUUACUUCUAUCGUUACUGGAGAGAUUGGUCCCUAACUAUGUAUGUGACAUUCAGAGGAACCUUAUAGCUGUUAUUGGGGGAUUAGACCCCGAAAUCUCUCUUCAAAUGGCAAAUAUCUUGGAUAUCUAUAAGAUUCCACAGCUCACAUAUGGCAUUGCUCCGGUCAUGAAUGAUAAGACUCCAGGACUUCCCUUCUACCAGAUGGUUCCUCAGGAAGCUCUUCAGAAUGAGGGGAUUCUCUACUUGCUCCUACAUUUCAGGUGGACAUGGAUUGGAAUGGUUUAUAUAGGCAAUGACAAUGGAGAAAAAUUUAUGCAAACUGUGUCUCCAAUGUUUUCCCAGAGAGGUAUCUGUUUUGCCUUUAUAGAAAGAAUCCCCAAAUUUACUUGUGACACUGGAAUGUAUGGCAUUUUAGAACAGGGAUUAAAGAUACAUGAGAAAGUGAUGGGUAGCAAUGCCAAUGUAGUAGUGGCUCAUGCAGAAUCAUAUUCCAGUGCAAUUUUUCGAUUUUUGCCACAGCUAUCACAAGAAGAGCACAGAGCAAACAAAAUAAAAGGCAAAGUAUGGAUAACGACAGCCCAGAUGGAGAUCAAUACAUUUGUUUUUCAGAGGAAUUUGGAUGGAGGAAUAUUCCAUGGUGCUCUCUCCUUCAGGAUUCACUCCAAUGAUCCACCAGGAUUUAAGUCAUUUGAGGAGAGCAGAAAUCCUUUCAGCACAAGAGGAGAUGGUUUUAUCAGGGAUAUUUGGCAACAAGUAUUUGGCUGUAUAUUCCCAGAUACAGCAGGGGAUGAUGUGGAAGCUGAGAUUUGCACUGGAAGGGAAAAGUUGGAGAGCCUACCUGGAUCUUUUUUUGAAAUGAGCAUGACUGGCCAAAGCUACAGCAUCUACAACGCUGUCUAUGCUGUUGCCCAUGCUCUACAUGCCAUGUCCUCAUCUAAAUAUAAACAUAAAACCAUGGUGGAUACUAAAGGAAAUAAUCUUCAGGAUGAUCAGUGGUGGAAGGUUAAACACUUCAAAAACGAACACACAGAACUUCAAGAAAUCUUAAACAAGCUCCAUCAGUUUCUUAGAGGUGUCUCAUUUAACAACAGUGCUCAGAAUGAGGUUUUCUUUAAUGAGAAUGCAGAGGUAGUAGCAGGAUUUGAUAUUAUCACCUUGAAUAUUUCUUCCAAUAAAUCCUUUCUCCGAGUGAAAGUUGGAACGAUAGAUCCUCAUACUUCUCCAGACCAAGCACCAACGAUUGAUGAGGAUGCUAUAUUAUGGCACAGCUGGUUUAACAAGGUCAGCUCAGCAUUUUGUGAAGCCACAUUGUCUUCUUCUGUUGUCUUCUACUUUUUACCUUUGUUAGAAUUGUUUACACGACCACUUUCUAUAUGUACUGAGAGUUGCCAUCCUGGUUCCAGCAAGAGAGUGAAGGAGGGGAAGCCACACUGCUGCUAUGAUUGCAUCCCAUGUCCAGAAGGGAAGAUUUCAAACCAGGAAGAUAUGAAUGACUGUAACACAUGCUCAGAUGAAGACUAUCCAAGCAAGAAUAAGGAUUUCUGUAUUCCCAAGAGCAUAACCUUCUUGUCUUAUGAGGAACCUCUGGGGAUCAGUUUAGCUUUUUUUGCUCUUUCCUUUUUUUUUAUCACAGCUCUGGUGAUGGGGAUGUUUGUGAAGCAUCACAACACUCCCAUAGUCAAAGCCAACAGCUGGAUCCUUACCUACACUCUCCUCAUUUCUCUCCUGCUCUGCUUCCUUUGCACAUUGCUGUUUAUUGGCCGUCCUCAAAAGAGGACGUGUCUCCUCCGACAAACUGCCUUUGCCAUCAUCUUCUCUGUGGCUGUUUCUUCUGUACUAGCAAAAACCAUCAUGGUAGUUCUGGCUUUCAUGGCCACCAAACCAGGAUCUGGAAUGAGGAAGUGGUUGGGGAAGGAACUAGCCAUCUCCAUUGUUCUUUCCUGCUCCCUUAUCCAAUCAGGGAUCUGUACUGUGUGGUUGGGAACAUUUCCCCCAUUCCCAGAUGUUGACAUGCACUCAGUGGCUGAAGAAAUUGUACUGGAAUGUAAUGAGGGCUCUGUGACAAUGUUUUACUGUGCCCUGGGCUACAUGGGCUUCUUGGCAUUUAUCAGUUUCACUGUGGCCUUCCUCUCCAGGAAGUUACCUGGUACUUUCAAUGAAGCCAAGUUCAUCACUUUCAGCAUGUUGAUCUUUUGCAGUGUUUGGUUAUGUUUUAUUCCAUCCUACCUAAGCACUAAAGGUAAAUACAUGGUGGCUGUGGAGAUCUUCUCCAUUUUAGCCUCCAGUGCUGGAUUGCUGAGUUGCAUCUUUUCCCCCAAAUGUUACAUUAUUGUGCUGAGGCCUGAGCUGAACAAAAAAGCUUAUCUAAUAAGAAGAAAAACCUAA